This is a messenger RNA of Labrus bergylta (ballan wrasse), 5844 nucleotides long. Its product is annotated as centrosomal protein of 164 kDa. Gene Ontology annotation, biological process: cilium assembly. Gene Ontology annotation, cellular component: ciliary transition fiber; centriole; centrosome. The record is from RefSeq and is a predicted model, not a curated record. NCBI's taxonomy places the organism in Eukaryota, Metazoa, Chordata, Actinopteri, Labriformes, Labridae. Gene Ontology annotation, molecular function: protein binding.
AACAGGAAACAAGGGAAGCGUCCUUGGAGAUGUUGUCAGUUAUGUUUUAGAUUUCGCAUUUAUGUCCUUUUACACAUAAAUAUGUGUGUUUAAAAUUUCAUAUAUCAUAGUUGUUGGCACAAGGGCUAACUUCUGACCGGAAAACGGGCAAAAGUUAAAAAGAAACAAUGACUGCAGCUGCUCUGAUAGGAGACCAGCUGAUCCUCGAGGAGGACUAUGAUGAGAACUACAUCGCCUCUGAACAAGAAAUUCAAGAGUAUGCUAAAGAGAUUGGUAUUGAUCCUGAGACUGAGCCGGAGCUGCUCUGGCUGGCGAGGGAAGGCAUCGUUGCCCCUAUGCCUCAGGAGUGGAAGCCCUGCCAGGAUGUGACAGGGGACAUCUACUAUUUCAACUUCUCCUCGGGCCAGUCAACCUGGGAUCACCCCUGCGACGAGCAUUACCGUCGCCUGGUGGUCCAGGAGCGUGAACGAGCCCAGCUCAGCGCGGCCGCAGGAGGCUCGGGGGUGAAGAAAGAGAAGAAGGAGAAGAAGAAGAAGAAAGAAAAGAAGGAGAAGAAAGAGAAAAAGAAGAAGGAGCUGCUCAAGACUCCGGGCGCACUGAGUUCAACCUUAGCCCCCCUCCCGUCCCCUCUGGGCAGUCUGGCUCCUCUAAGAGGUCUGGAUGUCCCCGGGUCAGGCCCACUCUCGGGUUCUGCUCCUGCUCCUGCUCUGCGGCGGUCGCUUGGCACCUCUGGGGGACUGGUUCCCCUGAAGACAUCUCUCGGGGCUCCCCGGAGCGCCGGAGCGUCCAGCGUUUUGGGCAGCAGGCACGAGGAGAGGGUUUCUCUCUCUCUCUCUGGAUUUGAUGACGAUGAAGAUGAUGAGAAAAUCUCAGACGCAGAGCCAAGUCCUCGAGUUUCAGACCGGUUAUUGAAGAACCUUCAUCUGGACCUGGACGCCCUUGGAGGAGGCCUACAGUAUGAGGACAGUGAAGACAGUGGUGGAGCUCCAGCAGAGGAGCGGACGGAGCCGGAGCUGCAGGACCUGGCCCUAUCUGGGGACCACAGCCCUGACCCACCGUCCCAACAGGACUCUUUGAGGGGCCGCAACCUCCGCCUGUCCUCACUGGCUGGCAGCAGAAACCCCGUCAGUGAGGACGGGCCGGGUCAUGUCAGACCUGCACCUGAACAAUCUGCCCAACAGGAAGAGGCAGAGGAGUUAAGUGAGGCAGCGGAGGAGGUGCAGGACGAUGUGCAGAGUGAGAGCGGAGAAGAUGAAGGCGGAGGAGGAGCAGAAGAGGGAAGAAUAGAGGAGAAAGAAGAAGCACAGGAUGAGGAAGCAGAUGAGAGAAACAUCAAAGAAGAGGGGGAUGAGAUGGAGGAAGAGCAAGGGGGUAGUGAAGGGUUUGUAGAAAGCAAAAAAGAAGCAGAGGAGGAGAAAGAGAGCGAUGAGGUUGAAGAGGAAUGCCAUGAAUGUGAUGAUGUAGGUAAGGAUGAAGGGGAUGAUGAAGUGUCCGAAAAAAUGCAAAACAGUGCGAGCCAGGAGACCGGUGAAAGAGAGGAAAAUAACAGCGAGGCGGAUGUAGAAAGUUGCAUCGAAAACAAGCAAGAUGUGACCAAAGAUGGAGAAAAGGAAGAAGAGGAGGUGCAAAAAGAAGUAAAAAAAUCCUCAUCUGAGAAAGGCAGUGAUGAAGAUGUGGAGAAAAGUGGUGAAGAUGGAGGCAGUGAGGAGGAGGAGGGGGAUAACAGCAAAGAGGGAGAUGAGAAUGAGCGACGGAUAGACGAUGAGGAAGGGCAGAAGGGAAGUGAGGAAGAGGAGGUAGAGUUUGGAAGCACAAGAGAGCAAGAGAAAGAAAAGGAGGAAGAGGAGACUGAGAAGGAGAAGGAGGAAGAGGAGACUGAGAAGGAAAAGGAGGAAGAGGAGACUGAGAAGGAGAUAGAGGAAGAGGAGACUGAGAGCGGGGAGGCUUUGGAGAGAUGCUCCCUGAGCCAGAGGAAGCUGACAGAGAGUGAGGAGGAGGUGAAUGAGAGGUCGGUGCACAGUGAGAGAGCAGACACAGAGGGGGAGGGAUCGGAGGUAGGUGAGGAAUUAGAAGCCGCUAAGCCCGCACCUGUAUCAGAGAGUGAGGAGGAAGUGGAGGUUUUUGAGGACGGGAAGGGUCGGGUGCGACCAAUGCUGAGCGACCUUAGAACUCUUGAACAAAAAAGAAAAACUCUCGCUGGCAUGACGAAGAAUGUGACCGAUAAAUGCCCCGCUCUGGCAGAGGAGUCGGAGGUCAGGAAGAACACGGACGAGGCUUCAUCCUCCACAGAUGUAAAGCUGUCAGAGAAAAUGCUGGACCUCAAUGACUUGUCUGGCACGAUCAGUCCACUGGAGAAAGAUGACAAGGAGGAAGCAGAAGACGAAGAGGAGAAGGCGGGAAAAACAAAGAAGGCCGAGGCUUUCAAAGGGAGUUUGAAGAGCGCUAAGAAUAUUGACCGUCUCGUGCUCCACCAGUCCAGCCCUUCACCCUCCCUCUCCGACUCGUCGCACUCAGAUCAAGGUGUCGAGCUCCGUUUGAAAAGCGAAGGCCUCGGCACACACCCGGGGCUUCUGAGGCCUGAAACCUCAAGAGGGCGACUGGUCCGCACGUCAAACACCCAACGAGAAGACAAUGAAUCCCCCUUACAAAACCAAGAGAGCCAUCCGGAUGAGGAACUCGGCUGGAGACUCCGGCAUGACAGAAAGAGGAAAGAAGAAGAGGAAGAGGAGGAGGAGAGGAAGAAGGAAGAGAGAAGUCUUAGAGAGAGCAAAGGAGAUAAGGAGAGGGAGAGGAGGAAGGCAGAUCAUGACUCGGAGGAGGAGAAGGAGCAAAUGUUCAUGAUAAAGGAGAAGAGAAUUCAACUACUCCGAGAGGAGCUGAGGGGAGAGGAGGAGGAAGAAGAGAGGAAGCUAAAGGAGGAGAGUGAAGAAAGACUGAGGGCUCUGCGGCAGCUUCUCCUCUCUAAGCGGAGAGAAGAAGAGGCCAGGCUGAACGAAGAGUCUGAGCAGAUGCUGGAGGAAAUCCGAGCUUCUGUCGAGGGGGAGAGGGAGAGGCAGCAACAGAAGCUAAGGGACGAGAGUGACGUCAAGCUGAAGGAAUUACGGAUCACUCUGGAGGAAGAGCGAGCAGCGCAGCGUGAAAAGCUGGAGGCCCAGAAGAGGAGGGACGUUGAGCGUUUGGAGGCAGAGUUGGAGGAGGACCUGCAGGCGGAGAAGAAGAGACUCCACGAGGAGAGGGAGGAGAAACUGAGCUCUCUAAAACAGGAGGUUAAAAUCACAGAGAGCAGGAGGGAGCUGUUGGGUACGAGACCUGAGAAGCAGCUGGCAGAGUACCACCGAGAGCUGGCUGACGUUCUUCAGGAAGUGCGGGAUGAAGUGCAGCGGGAUCACGAGAGGAAGCUGGAGCAGCUGAGGGAGGACCACAGGAGGGAGAUGAACAGCAUCAGAGAGAAAUACCUAGAUGAAGAGACUCUUCAGAAGGAGCGCUUGCUCUCCUCUCUGCAGGAGGACAAAGAGCAUCUCCAGGCGACACACGCAGUCCAACUGGAGAAGCUCCGCCUGCAGCUCAACUCACAGAUACAAAAGAUAGAGCUGACGCACUCCCGCAAGGAGUCAGAGCUGCAGGAUCUUGUAGAUCAGAUGGAGCUAAGAACCAAAGAGCUGAAGAACCAGGAGGCCAUCAUGCAGACAAGGGCUGCAGAUCUGAAGAGGAGAAGGAAGAAGUUAGGGGAGGAAGAGGACGAGUUGGAGAGCCAGCUAGAGGCUUUACCACAGCUGAUCCAGGAGAGAGACCAGCUGAAGGACGAGCUGAAGAGGACGAGAGAGGAGAAAAAUCAGGCCAGAGAACUUCUGCAGAGAGCGAGGGAGGAGAGAAGUGAGGCCAAAGAGGAGAAAGAGAGGCUGAGGGAGGAGAGGGACAAAGCCAGGGAAGAGAGAAGGAAGGCGAAGGAGGAAAAGGAGCGACUGGAGAGCAAGGUGGCGCUGCUACAGGAGAGAUGUGACCAUCUUAGUCGCAGGAUCGGUGAGAUUGAACAAGGAGAAGGAGGGAGUGCCUCAACCAGACCAGGACAUAGACAAGACGGCAAGAAAGCAGAGAAACCAGAGGUCACAGCGCCCUCCAAUGGCAGGAAAGACUCAUCGCUUCAUGUGGAAGACCUCGACGACCCCCCACUCUCCCCUGUGCCUGACAGCCAAAGCAGCCUGGACGAGUUCAGACGCUACAUCUCCUCACAAGGAGCGACGAUCCAUAAAACCAAACUCUUCCUUGAGAAGGCGAGCAGCCGGCUGAUGGAGAGACAGGCGACUCUUCAGGCGGCCCAGACCAGCUCCUCCGAGGACCCCGACAGGGAAGGAGGGGUGACUGAGGAAAGGUUACGACACCUCCAGCAGCCACUGUUUGAAGAUUUGUCACGGCUGGCUGGAGAAAGAAAAGUGACCUUUGAUGUGAGCGAGUCUGACCUCAGCAGCACUGUCGAUCCAGUGGACGGAACAGGAGCUCAUCCCACUGUGCCGGACAAAGUCCAGGAGUUAGCCGAGUCCCUGCAGCAGAUCUCAGGCCAGCUGAACUCCGUCCUGGGUGCUUUGGGUUCACUUGCCCAGGGACAGAGCAUCGCCACAUCUUAUACAGCUUUCCCUCCACCGCUGUCUCACCCUCACUCCACUGCAGCACCUACCUCCAACAUCUCCACCUCUGCCCCAGUCAUGCCCCAGAUGCUCUCAGAGCCGCCCUGGGCCUGGGCUCCCCAAGGCCCCGCUGCAGCCACCCCUCUCUUCAGUACACCCAUCAGCAGUGGGCUGAGGGCUUCUGAGGACCCCAUCAACAGCCGAUGGAGCCAAAUAUUCCCCAGAGCAGCUAUGGACUCCUCCAGCACCAUGAGGCCGACCUCUGCUUACUCAGCAUACACUCCAGCUAGUGAACUCGGUCGCAGCCUGCGGACGGUGCAGAAGUCAGUGGAGGUGGACGGUCAGAGGCUGCAGGGGCUGAUUGACGGCAACAAGAGGUGGCUGGAGAUGCGCAAGAAAGACCCCAGCAUACCUCUCUUCACUCGCUUUCAGCCUCCUUCCACCAAGAGCGGCCUGCUCCAGCUGGGCCUGGACGACAACAACCAGAUCAGGGUGUAUCAUUACUGAGGGCUCCACGCUCAGUGAUUACAGACUGCUACAGGUCAGCGCUGGGAUGUUUACACACACAUGGACUUGUGUGAGAGUCGCGGGCCCUCUUUCAGUCAGUGCUUUGUAAGACAAAAGGAGCGCCUGCUGUCCUCUGCUGUGAUCGGAGGAUGAGAUGACAGCUGAGGAUGUGGCAGUUAAGGGAACAGCAUGUCUGAGUGCCGAGGACCUAUUUCCUCCAUCAUAACAUGCCGCUGUGUGAGCAAACAGGAGGCCUUUCGAGUACUUGAAUAUUUUUUUUACAGUUUAAAGUUUAUAACUUUAUAAGUUUAAGGGCGUAAUAAGACCAGACAAUCAGAGAGAAGGUGUGCUUACUGUACUUCUCAGUUGUGAAGCUACACGCUGCUGCAGGAUGAACAUACAAAGUGCUUCAGGUCAGCUUGAGUUCAAGACAGGUCACAUUUGUUUCUGUGCCGCUGCUUUGUGCUUUGUAAAAAACAUGUUUUUCUUCAUUUUUUUUUGUUCUCUGACAGAAACAGAAGUCAGAGUUUUAAGCACUUAGUUAUUUUGACCACAUUCCUGAUGUCUGCAGAGCGGGGGAAGUGACAUGUAAAGUGUUGUAAACUUAGCGUUUGUGCAGGAAGAAGAAAACAAGUCUUUUGUGCAUAAAUAUAUAUUUGUGUAAAUUCUGUAUUUUUCUAGAAGAUAUUUUAAUAAAUGUUGUUUGUUAUACAUU